Messenger RNA from Penicillium angulare, 1209 nucleotides. RefSeq lists its product as uncharacterized. Lineage: Eukaryota; Fungi; Ascomycota; Eurotiomycetes; Eurotiales; Aspergillaceae. Gene Ontology annotation, molecular function: protein phosphatase regulator activity. The coding region runs from base 1 to 1209 and encodes 402 amino acids. The record is from RefSeq and is a predicted model, not a curated record. Gene Ontology annotation, biological process: protein dephosphorylation. Gene Ontology annotation, cellular component: cytoplasm; nucleus; protein phosphatase 4 complex. The transcript has 3 exons.
AUGUCUUUGGGUGAGUAUAACCCCCCACACUGUCCUAUUGGUCUAGAUCGGACUGGUCAAGCUGAUACAGUAUCCAUAGACGAAGCAGCCCUUGAGGCAGUUGCCAAUGGCGGCUCGAUUGAUAUUGUAUUUCCCAUGCCGAAGCUCCCCCCGAGCUCCCUGAAUCGGCAACCCAUCUCCCAGCCCCCGACGCAACCCGCUGAGACCGAUAUCGCUCCCCCAGAGAGCAGCAACAAGGAGAAUGCAGCGCCAGGGGAUCACCAAACGCCCCCCUCUACUGAACCCACCAUUCCAUCCUCUUCAGCGAACGAGCGAGUGCCGGACUCGCAACCGCAGUCCUCGGCACAGCAGACGAAUGAUACACUACCCCCUCCACUUGCACUUCUUCUGAAAUCUAUUCGCUUUGCGAUUCAGUCUCUUUUCACGACUAAGCCACCACACACCAUCCAGCGAUUUGCAGAGCUAAUCCUGCAACCAACUGCCCAUUACAGAACGCUGCCAGCUUAUCUUCGCGCAGUCGACCGGGUUGUUUCUGUGACCAGCGGCGCUGAUAUAUUCCCAUUCAACACGAACACGGGCAGUGAACUUUCAAAUGGGCUAUUGCAUCCUACAAAUAGUGCGGGGACAUAUCUCGCUCCUGACUAUACCCACGGCUUGGGGAGUGACGAAUCACUAGGCGGAGCCCUUCUCACACCAAUUCCAUGGUUGACCAAUACUUCCUUCGAGGAAGAUGGAAUAAUAGAACCAGAAGAGAAUGGUCACUUGGCCGCACAGGAGACAGAAACUGGUGUUUCUACAGUUGCACCCACAGUCGAGGGCGAGGAAUCCACAACCACAACGGCCUCCCCGCCUACUGAGUCCCCAGAUGAAGUCCCUCAUGCCCGUGGUCCAGCAGUGGUCGGCGUUGAGGACCUGGGCUUGCAAGACGGGAAGGGCGUCGAAAUGAACUUGGAAGCUCAGCAGACGGCUACUGCCAACGACCCCGCAGAAUCUAAUGCUGCUUCAUCCGAAGACUCCGUUCUCGGCGACGCCAAGACGAGCGCUGAGUCGGGCUCUGCCGAUAAGGACGGUGACAUCGUUCUUGACGAUCCUACGCCCAAGGAGCAAGAGCCUAAAACAGAAGAAGCGACUGCGGUGCCCCAGGCGGGCGAGGAGAAAUCCGAGGCAGUUGGUGAUUCUGCACAGACUACCGAGGCCGGGAAGGAGUAA